Selaginella moellendorffii is the source of this 1243-nucleotide messenger RNA. Its product is annotated as rac-like GTP-binding protein 5. Gene Ontology annotation, cellular component: plasma membrane; cytoplasmic vesicle; cell cortex. The record is from RefSeq and is a predicted model, not a curated record. Gene Ontology annotation, biological process: regulation of actin cytoskeleton organization; actin filament organization; small GTPase-mediated signal transduction. NCBI's taxonomy places the organism in Eukaryota, Viridiplantae, Streptophyta, Lycopodiopsida, Selaginellales, Selaginellaceae. The coding region runs from base 428 to 1018 and encodes 196 amino acids. Gene Ontology annotation, molecular function: GTPase activity; GTP binding; protein kinase binding. The transcript is spliced from 7 exons.
UUCUUUCCCCUCUCUUUCCACGCUUCAAAGACGAGGUAUAGUAGAAGAACAACGCACACACUCACAUAAAGAGUUAAGUUUUUGUCCUCCAUCUCGUCCGCUUUGCCCUUCUUCCUCUCUAGGCGCCGGCCGAGGCGCAGAUCCACGCGCUUGGUUUGGAAGAUUGGAAGAUUUCUCUCCUUGCUCUCCGGCGUCGGUUGCAAGCAAUCCAGCUCCAGUGACAGAUCUAGGUCACGGCAUUGGGGAAUUUCUUGGAGCAAUGCAAUGCAGUAGCUCCCGCGAGGAGGAGGAGCGGCAGUGGGGUAGGUUUUGGUUUCUAGGGGAAUAAAUGCGGGAGGAAAGAAGAGGCGCUUGGCUGGUUCUUGCUUAGCAGAGCGAGGGAGAAGAAAGAAAAAAAAUCUCGAAGGAAAGGGGCAAGAGGAGAAUCAUGAGCACUUCAAGAUUUAUCAAGUGCGUUACCGUCGGAGAUGGUGCGGUGGGCAAGACUUGCAUGCUCAUUUCAUACACGAGCAACACUUUCCCCACUGAUUACGUUCCCACUGUUUUUGAUAACUUCAGCGCCAAUGUGGUUGUCGAUGGCAACACUGUCAACCUUGGGCUCUGGGACACUGCUGGUCAAGAAGAUUACAACCGCUUGAGGCCCCUCAGCUAUAGAGGAGCCGAUGUUUUCCUCUUGGCCUUUUCCCUUAUCAGCAGGGCCAGCUAUGAAAACAUCUCGAAGAAGUGGAUUCCGGAGCUGAGACAUUAUGCUUCUACCGUGCCUGUCAUCCUUGUGGGUACAAAGCUGGAUCUCAGGGAUGACAAGCACUUCUUUAACGAUCAUCCGGGUGCUACAGCUAUUACCACUGCACAGGGCGAAGAGCUGAGGAAGCAAAUCGGGGCGGCUGCCUACAUCGAGUGUAGCUCAAAGACGCAGCAGAAUGUGAAAGCUGUGUUCGACGCGGCAAUCAAGGUGGUGUUGCAACCUCCAAAGCAGAAGAAACGAAAGAAGAAGCAACGGGGCUGUACAGUGCUGUGACGCCGGGACACACAAAACAGAAGCGAAGGGGGUGCAAUAAUCCUUAAGGCGACAAACAACUAUCUAUGAAACUGGUACUAUCCACCAGAUACCAUUAACUAACUGUGGUCUUCAAUUCUUUUGAGGAGGAGAGAGCAGAGACAAAAACAAAGCAUGGUCAGUAAGAGUUUGUACCUACUGGAAGAGAUCUACGGAAAUUCAAGUUUGAUGGUUUUUCGUGUGUAA